This is a messenger RNA of Pocillopora verrucosa, 1897 nucleotides long. Lineage: Eukaryota; Metazoa; Cnidaria; Anthozoa; Scleractinia; Pocilloporidae. The record is from RefSeq and is a predicted model, not a curated record.
CGUUAAGUCUAUCGAGUCGUAAAUUUUGAUUGAGGAUGGCCGCCAAAGAUUCAUUUGAAAUUAUUGAUGGUGAAUCGCCAAAAGAGUUCACCGAAGUGACUUGUGAGCUUGAGGAGUUCGAAGUACAUUUUGAAGAUCAUGGUGAACCGCCUGCAAGUGUUGGAGAACUAUCUACAAGGAAUGAGACAGAAACAGAGCAGCCCAGGCAGCAAGGACUGUCUUUUGGAACUUUUUGGCAAGAACACCAUGACCAGAUGGAAAAGAAGGCUGAGGAUUGCGAGGAAGAAAAUUCUGAAUUGUUUCAGUUGGGGCAGGAUGGUUUUAACACAAGAAAACAAGAGCGUAGAAGCAAAGUGCGUCAGUUAUCUGAGAAAAUAAACAGGGAGUCCCAAAAGCCAGAAGUAAGCAGAUCAUCCCAGUCUCAGGAAAGAGCACCAUACAGUGAGAGGAUGGUAAGAAGGAUAGAGUCCAGUAGAGCUGAACCAUAUUUGGUCGAGUUUCAGUCUGGUCCAAAGGGUGGAAGCGGCUCACUGAGUUUCUCAAUCCUAUCAAUGCCACAGCAGGGAUCUGAGAAAGAUGUUUCAGGCAUUGAACAGUCUGCUUUGGGUGCUGGGCCAAGCCUUGUAACUAAGACUUUGCCUAACUCUGCUGAAGGUGGUGAAAUUGCCCCCCAUGUUCAUAGCACUACCCAAAUGCCAGAAGUAAGCAGAUCAUCCCAGUCUCAGGAAAGAGCACCAUACAGUGAGAGGAUGAUAAGAAUGAUAGAGACCAGUAGAGCUGAACCACAUUCAGUCGAGUUUCAGUCUGGUCCAAAGGGUGGAAGUGGCUCACUAAGUUUCUCAAUCCAACCAAUCCCAUGGCAGGGAUCUGAAAAAGAUGUUUCAGGCAAUGAACAGUCUGCUUUGGGUGCUGGGUCAAGCUUUGUAACUAAGACUUUGCCUAACUCUGCUGAAGGUAGUGAAAUUGCCCCCCAUGUUCAUAGCACUACUCAAAUGCCAGUAUUGGGAGAAUCACAGGCCCAUGUGGCAGGACUGCCCCAUCAUACACCUGGAAUACACCCGCAGUUUUUGGCACAGCAUUCAACAGACCAGUCUCUCCUUAAUAAUAACCAGACAAGAACUAGAAACCCACAAAUAUCAGGCGCAAGGUCUCAAAUGAGGCCAGAUGUGGACAGUCAAAACAUAUUUCUUGAUGGUCACACAUACCCGAAUCAUAGAAACAUGCCGACAGAGCAAGAUGACACAGCUGGAUGGCCAUCUACCAUGGAAAGAAGGAGAAUCACAGAGAGGUGGUGUUCUUGCUUCAGAUUAUUGGAGAAUGAUGAUGAUUUAAGACCAAUCAGUGAGUUAUGUUUUAGACAUCGUUACUGGGGACCUAGAACUUGUUCCCAAAUGAACCAACAUGUGUGCUGCUAUUGCUUUCAGGACGGUGUGGGUGACUUUUUGAGCUUGCCAUGCCAUCAUAAGUUCCACAGGGACUGCAUAAUUGCAGCAAUUCAAUUAAACAUGUUGAAUUGCCCAAUUUGUGGACAAGCCUUUUUGCAUUUGCCUUAAUUAAGAAAGCAGUCACACCUGUGUUGGGAUAUGAAGAUAUUCCUGGCCAUACCUGAACCAAACACCAUUUGUGUACACAGAAAGGAGGUUAACAUGUGUCAUACAAGAUGUUAAAGCUGAUUUUUUACACACGGUUUAAAAUUUUUUUCUUCGUAGAAGCUGCUUAAACCAAUGUUUGCCAACUUAAAAUGUAGCACACUGAAGAUACAAGUCCAUACUAAAUUAAUUUAUUCAGUCAAACAAAGUUGUAUGUUUUAUAUGUAUGUUGAGUUACGAUUUCAGAGUAAAAGGUUGAUAAAAAUCAUUAGAAGACAAUGCCAAUUACAAUUUUAAAUUACCAGUAA